Molecule: messenger RNA, 4584 nt
Organism: Theileria annulata
Lineage: Eukaryota; Apicomplexa; Aconoidasida; Piroplasmida; Theileriidae
Product: (subtelomeric) ABC-transporter protein family member, putative
Exons: 1
Coding region: 1-4584 (1527 amino acids)
Biological process (GO): transmembrane transport
Cellular component (GO): membrane
Molecular function (GO): ATP hydrolysis activity; ABC-type transporter activity; ATP binding
Source: RefSeq, a predicted model, not a curated record
AUGGAAGAUGUGGAGAUGUCGAGAUUAAAUGAGGAUAAGAGGAAUAUAGAAAAUGAAUAUUCAAACCAGUUAUUGUGGCAAAGCUAUAUAUACGAACCAGCAUAUUUUGAUAGAAUUAACAAAUUUGGAUAUAAUUACUAUGACUCAUCUGGGAUUUUUAAGUUUUUGUUUUUUAACUGGGUUACUAACUGGGCAUACUCAUUAUCCAAGUCAUAUAUCGAGCCUUAUAAACUACAUCCAUUGCCGAUUAAUGAUCAAAUACUCUAUUGGCAACCAAUCUUCUCCAAACAUGUUAGUGAUGGGAUUGUAAUGCUUGAAUCCCAUGGAUAUAUUGGUCCGAACGGUAGAAAAUAUGUAAAACCAGUAAAAUCUGUUUUACUACGCGCACUGUUCCUAACAUUUUGGAAAAGAACAUUGGUUGUGCUUCUGUCAGUUGUGACAACAAACAUACUGAGUAUGAAUAUCGCAAUCCUAGUAAAAUAUCUAUUGAAAAAUUUUAAUAAAAAAACACUCACUCAUUUAGAAAUAUAUUUGACUCUAUUAAUAAUUACUUCUGUUCAAAUUGCUGAUGGGCUUUUGACCGAGUUUUUUAAUUACUAUUUAAUUAGAUGGAGAAUUGUAUGGGAAUACUGUGUUUUGAUUACAGUGUUUCAAAACGGCCUGUGUUACAGAAGAAAUUUCUUCAACAAUGUGGAGGGAUACAACGUUUUAAAUGUUUGUAAUAGCGUGUUACAUAGUUGUUCACCAGAUUCCAAAUGUUCAGAGAACCCAUUAUACUGUCCUGCCAGGCGUUUCCAAAAUAAGGAUAUGAAUGCCAGGAUGUUCUCGUUUUUGAUGUAUGAUUCGUUCCAUGUAGCUUAUUUCUCUGAAUCUAUAGUAUUUGUUUUUAAUUUCUUGUCAAACUUCAUAUAUGGGCUGGUUUUAAUUUCAUUGCAAAUCAAAAUUAACCUGUGGAUAUUAUAUUCAACAGGGUUGACUAUUGUACUUUUAAUGGUUGGCGUUGAAAUAAUUAACGCAUUUUUGUUGAAGUUCUACUAUCAAAUAAAGGACUAUAGGAUUGGAGAGUUCGUUGAAAUUGUGGCAGAAUUGGGUAUAAUACAAAAAUUGCUCUACGAUGACAUUUCAACCAACAUUAUCACUGAUCGUAGGAAUGUCGAGCUCACAUUUAUUUUAAUAAGAUUGUUUUUGACGUUUCUUAAUAAAUCAUUUGUAGUUCUGUGCAAUAACAUAUCUUUCUAUAUUUUGAUAAGGUAUUUUGUAAAAACUGUUAAAGAAGCAAGCGUUGUAACUGAAAUUGAUACUGAGGGAUUUCUGUCUACAUUUUACAUUCUUUUUAGGAUUAUAAAUUCAAUGUUUAUGUUCCCACAUUUUCUUAAGUCAUUCGCCUUGUGUUAUGCAUCGUAUAAAAGGAUUAGUGAUUUUUUGAAUAAUUCGUCACCUAAUUUUUACAUUUGUGAUAAUAAAUUCACCGGCCCGACUGAAAUGUCAACUAAUGUCAUCCAUGUGACUAAGGAGAUUGACAAGGAUGUCGUAGUAUUAUAUAAGGAUGCGUCAUUCACAUGGGUACAUAAUAGGAAUGACUUGGCUAAUAGGAAUGAUGAGGUUCAUUUGAAGAAUGUAGACUUUCAGCUUAAGAGGGGUGAAAUCGCAAUAAUUACGGGACCUCAAGGUUGUGGUAAAUCAAACUUCAUAAAGUCAGUACUAGGUGAGAUGACACUGAUUGAAGGUUCAAUGGCUGUAGUGCCCCUUCAUACAUCAAUGCCUAUAUUUUAUGCUUCACAAGAUAUAUGGCUGCAACAGGGAACCAUUAGAUCAAAUAUAACAUUUGGGCAUAGGUUUGAUAAGGAUAUUUAUAACUCAGUCAUCAAGGGAGUUGAACUGGACACUGAUAUAUCAUCAUGGGAGAAAGGUGAUUUGAGAGUUGUUUCAGACAAGGCUCAUUCACUUAGUUGUGGUCAGAGAGUUAGAAUGGAGAUGGCUAGAGCCAUCUACGCCUAUCUCGUAUUCAGUAAGGUUAACAGGGAAUAUAACAGAGGUCAAUGUGCCUUCCUGAUGUGCCUUGAUUCACAAUUUCAUGGUUUAGAUCCAUUCGUAUCAAGAAAUGUAUUCAACAAUUUGUUUAAUCUGAAGACUGGAUUACUUAUUAAAGAUGAUUUAGCUGUUAUCAUGUCAUCAUCACUGUUGGUUCUUGACAAAUGUAUCAGAACCUCAGACUUAAACAAGUUCCCCAAUAUCCCUAUAUACGAAAUUGAUAGUAAAUUCGUGUCGUUUUGUUGUUACUUGCAGGAUGUUUUUAGUGAGACUAAAACAAACAAAGAGAUUUUAAACGUUUCUACAGUAUCUAGUCCAUACCAGAUUAGCUUUUUCACAGAAGAUAUGAUGACAUUGUGCUAUUCAGAUUCAAACAGUAAGAUUGGACGGGCAGCAAUUACAAGAUUCAAAUACAAGCAGUCGUUUAAUGAAAUUGUUAAAAACGACUACGAAGGACACAAAUUCAACCCAUAUUCAAUUUAUCUGAGUGCAGCCAAAUUAACACUUUCAAUUUUUAUUAUUGUCGUCAUUACCUCAAGCCUUAUGGAUAAUGUCAAGUUUUUGAUUUCUACAAAUCUAUCAGACUUCAUUAAUAAAAAGUCAAAGCAGUUUAAUGAAGGAUUCCCAGUAGAUAUAGAGGAAAUCAAAUCCAGAUCAAACUCCACCCUAAAAAUCAUUGUCAUAACAGUGUGUUUAAUCAUCGUCACAUCGUUUGUCUCGAGUGUGCUAUUCGCAAUUUCAAGUAUAAUUGCGUCAAGAAGGAUCCACGAGUAUUGCGUGAGCUCAGUUUUUAAAAACAGCUCAACAGUUAUUAAGAUCAAAAAGCAAAUUCACCAAGUUAUAACAUACCUCUCAGCGGAUAUCUACUUUAUUGAUGAGUAUGUAGCAGGAUCCAUAUCAACAGCACUAAUGUCCUUAAUUCAGACAUUCGUGUCAAUAGGAAUACUAUUUUAUACCAUGCCACUGUCAAUUCCACUAUUAACUGUGUCAAUAUUGAUAGUUUUUGAACUGACAGUGUCAAAAUAUGUCUUGUCCUCCACGAAUAUCCAAGUAGCAAGGUUAGAAACAAUGGCGCAUAUUAAUACAGACUGCGAAAAUGCCAUUUUGUCCUCAUCAAUUUAUAGAAGCUUUAAGAAGGAGUGGGAACUAGUAAACGAUGUUUUCGAGAAUGUAGAUUAUAAAGCUAGAUGUCGAUUCUUGAUAAGGUCCAUUUCAACAUGGGUUUCAGUGUUGUUUAAUUGGAUAUUCUCAAUCACAACAGCAUUGUUCCUGGCAAUGAUGAUAAUAUUUGAUAAAUUUACAAAAUAUGAAAUGGUUGUUGGUUAUUUUGGAUUAGGUUUAUCACUCAGCAUGAGUGCAAUUAAAUCUUUUAGCAACUUUUCAUUCUGUUUUGCAGAUUUGCAGGUGUUUUUGUGUUCAGUUCAAAGGUUUCAGCUAUUCGUUCCGCCUGGAACCAAGUGUGUGUUUGACAAGUUCCACAAUAUUCACGAAGAGGAUUUAGUUGUUAAUUCUAGCAAACCAAAUUUGCAGAUGGAUAGAAAAAAGUUAUUGAGAAGGAGGAAGCAUGAGUUCAAAGAUACAAACCCAAAUAUUCUAAAGAUGCUCUUCUUCAGGCCAAAGAUUAACAUUGUUGAUAUUUGCAAAUAUCUGCCACCUGAACAUCGUGGUGUGGUCUUGAAGGAUAUUUGUGUAUACACAACAUCUCAGAUGAAUAAGGAAGGCCUUAUCCUAAAUAACAUAAAUGCAUCACCGACUAAGUCAGAUAUUAUCGGAAUCAUUGGCAGAACUGGAGCUGGUAAAACAACCUUAUUAUCAGUUCUACAAAAUACCGCAAGGCAUAGAACUGGUCAAGUAUUGCUGGAUGGCAUUGAUUUAAAAGACAUUCCCAAGAGUGUUAUUAGGCACAUUAUUGGUGUUCUACCUCAGCUUCCAUUUGUUUUCAAGGGUUGGACUAUCAGAAGAUUUUUGGAUCCAAGGAAACUGUUUAGUGAUGAUGAAAUUAAUGACGCCCUGGAUAAAUGUGGUCUCCUUGAGUUUGUUAACCGCCUACCAGGCAACUUAAAGCUUGACACUGUUAUUAUCAAGGAAUCUUUCAAUUUUAAAAAACUCAAACCAGAUGAUUCACCUAGUAAAAAAACAAUUGAUUACAACGAGCAUUCUCAUUAUGAUAAGUCCCUAACAAUGGGUGGAAUUCAACCAGAAGAUAUUAUGUUAUCAAUAAGUCAGCUCAGAACCCUCUGGUUUGCAAAGCUUGUACUAUACAAGGAUUUGUAUAGGAUGAUAGUCAUUGAUGAGCCUCCUUCUGAUAACAUUUCAAACGAAGAUGAUGAAAACAACACCAAUGAUAUCGGAAUUCCAAUUUACGAGCUACUUGACAAAUAUUUCAAACAUUGUACUUGUUUUGUCACUGCACACUAUGCCAAUGUUCUUAAAUCUUGUACAUCAGUCUGGGUAAUGCAUAACGGUCGUCUAAUAAAGAGUUAUAAUGCCUCAGAUUUAUCAAAAAAUGAUUCAAUAUCAAAUAUUAUUGAAGAAAUGAUCAGUAAAUAUUAG